This is a messenger RNA of Cygnus olor (mute swan), 2117 nucleotides long. RefSeq lists its product as uncharacterized. The record is from RefSeq and is a predicted model, not a curated record. Bases 234 to 944 code for a protein of 236 amino acids. NCBI's taxonomy places the organism in Eukaryota, Metazoa, Chordata, Aves, Anseriformes, Anatidae. The transcript has 4 exons.
UCUAGCGUACCUUGCAGCGAAGCCCCGCGGUGCCGCCCAGCCCUUCCCAGCGUUUUACCUUUCAUGGGCAUUUCCAUGUCAUCCCCGAGGAACAUAUGGGAGCCAUUAGACCCAGAUUUACAUUCUUUCCUAACAAAUGGCAGCAUGUCAGAGGGUUGUUUAUUUAAUGUAAAGUGUGAUAUUUUUAAAAAAUAGCUUCAGCUCUUCUAGCGCAAUAGUUUGUGUGACUUUUCAUGCCCUUCCUGGUGCAGGAUAAACAUUUAACAGGAACAAGCAGCCGGGUUUUAAAUCUCGGCAGAGGACUCCUGAGCCAAACAAAAGCCGGGAGCGCCCAAGAUUUAGAGCUCUGCGGUUUGGUGCUGUGCGUGGCUGACGGCGUGCCGGCCGAGCUCGCAGGCUGCCGAGCUUUCUCUGGAUUUGCAGAUCUGGCCGGCCAACCUGCUGCACCACGCAGCCCAGCAGAGCCGUGCGUGGAUGUGAGCAGGAGCAAGAGGGAGCACGGGCAGAGGGGGCUGUGGGAUCCCCCGGCACUGCACCUGCCCUGCGCCGCCUCCUCCCGCGCUGCAGGACGCUGGAAGAAGCCUCAGCGUGGGAUCAUCGUCGUGCUGGAUCGUCGUGCUGGGAUUGUAAGUGAAAGCUGCAAAGUGGUACCUGUAGUUCUUCAAGCUUUAAGUGUGCAGCCCAAGACCCUGCAGCCGACCCUCCCCGUGGGCAGUGUAUGGAGGCUUCGCUACCUGACCAGGAAGAGCAGGAAUUGCCUGCUUUGCGAAUAUGCUGCGGAUCUCACCUGGUGGUGUUCCCACUGCAAAGAGCUGGAGAGAGCAGCUGAGCUGCUGCGGUGCUCCUGCCAAGUACACACUUCUACUGUUUCCAAGGACUUCUACAAAAACAAAGGAAAGUCAGGCCCUGACUGCAGGAAAGGAAGCACUGGAAAAAGCAUUUAGGAGUCAUGAGGCUCCAUGGCUCUGUGUGCGUCCCCAGCCCAGCUCCUGCCCAGGAUGAAGUUCACCUCGCCCCUCAGCCACCUGAACUGCAGCAAGUCCUGCUGCUCCUGGAUAUUUUUCCCCCAUAGGUAUUGCACAGUCGAUUCUUUUCACAUAUGCUAGAAAUAGCAAAAUGAUUAUUGCUGUAGAGGCCAUGAAGGCCAUUGCCCCCCUCCACGCAGUGGGAGCAUCCGCUCAGACUCUUGGCAGUGCACCGGGUACCUUGCUCUGUGCCGGGGCCCUCAGCGGGGGGAAGCUUCUGGCUGCUCAGUGGUAAUGGGACUGCAUAAUGGUCCCCAGUGCAGACGGGGGAGUCCUUCCAGCCUUUCCCUGCUGUACCUUGAAACAGAAACAGAGCCUUGAACCUUGUGUAUCGGCUGCAUUUUGACCACCACAGGUGGACCCCGUGGUCUCUGGAGCAGAAGCAGCACCUGCAGCACAGGACAAGGCUGUGUCACCCUCGCAUCCCAGUACAGGGGUCCCCGUGCACGUGUCCCUGCCUGGGUGCUGCCAUCUGAGUGACUGCCUUUUGUCAUCUCAUCGCAAAACAUCCCUGUGGUAAGGCACCGCACUCCAUUCCAGCUCCCAGAGAGGUUUAGACAUUUUUUUCUCAAGCUUCUUUUAAUUGAAGACCAAAGGUAGCCUGUUCCAAUAUUUCAUAUCAAACUUUAUUAUUCUGCCGCUGUACCAGCGCAUUUUAUUUACAGCUUGAAAAUUCCAUCUAUGACGGAGAGGACUGGCCUUAACUUGGGCCCCAGUGCGUUGCCCUGCCGCGGUGCCAGCGGCCUGCCUGGCAUAGCGUUGUGACAUGGCCGCUUUGCUGCGACACGUGGGGCUCCCUGCAGCUCCCUGCCCUUGUCCAUACUCAGUUCAGUCCAUUCAGUGCCCGGCCACGUCUGUGUGUGGGCCUCAGGUGCGGUGUGCUGGGGAACACGGGCUGCAUCAUGCCAUGGCCAAACCCCAGACUCACCAAAGGGCCCCGGUGCCUUUUCCACAGAGCCCCGAAAUCAGGUUUUGAUCACUCCCGCUCUGCUCUGUCCUCUCCAGGAUAACAUCGGCAUGUUGGUGCCUACAAGCACUUCCGGACAGGUUGUGUAAGAGACAGAUUUACUUAAUAAAUAAAUACAAAUAACA